AUGCCACUACCGCUUCAAAGGACUGGUGACGUGCUAGCGCUCAAGGCAUCGCUGCCUAGCGCUGAUUGGUGCGUUGUAGACUUAGAUGCGGGCAGUGGAGAGUACUUGAAGAGCACACACACACUUCUCACAAUCUUUGUUGAGUGCGCUCGCCUCAUCGAGUCGGCUCUACGCUCGCUUCUCUACCGCCAGAAAUUACAAAACAAAUCUAAGGUCAUCAAAGUUACCAAUUGUGGUCUUCCAUGCAAUCCCACCUUGAGGCCCUACCCCAAUUUCAAUGCAAACAGUGAUGUGGAACUCCUUAAAAAGGCUAUGGACGGAAUGGGCACCGAUGAAGCUAUGAUCAUUGAAAUUUUGGGAACUCGCACCAGUCAGCAACGUGUUGAAAUUGCGGAGGCCUACAAGGGUUCCUACGGCGAGGAUCUGAGGGAGAAACUUCAGGGUGAACUGAGUGGUGAUUUCGGCGAAUUGGUAGACCUCAUGUUCUACACCAUUCCUGAGCUUAAAGCGCAGCUUUGCUACGACGCAAUUAAUGGAGCUGGGACAGACGAGCUGGCCCUCAUUGAAGUUAUCUGUACUUCAACCAACUCUGAAAUCGAAGAACUUAAAAAGGAAUACGCUAAGGUGUGCCAAAAUCACGGAAAAGCUGCCAAUGAGAACUCUUUGGAAAAAGACGUCGUGGGCGACACCAGUGGCUAUUUUAAACGCAUACUGGUGGCCCUGUUGGCAGCUCAACGCCACGAACCCACGGAACAACAGUUGAAAGAUAUUGCAAAUCGCGGAAUUGACUCAAUCAUCGACAAGAAGGCUGCUGAAGCGGACGCUCAAAAGCUCUACGAUGCUGGCGAAAAGAGACUCGGAACAGAUGAGGAGGCCUUUAUUACUAUUUUGUGCACGAGAAGCCCAUGGCAGCUGAUUGCAAUUAGCAAGGCCUACGAAAAGAUAAGCAAACUACGACUUGUUGAGGCCAUCGCGAGUGAAACAAAGGGCGAUUUCAGAAGAGCUCUCUUGACAACCUUGCUUGCCAAUACCAAUACACCUAUGGCGUUUGCCGAGCACUUCAACGACGGUCUAAGCGGUGCUGGAACCAACGAUGACCAGUUAAUGCGUCUCAUUGUGUGGCGCUCCGAGGUUGACAUGAAGGAAAUCAAGAAUUGUUACCUCACAAGGUACAACAGAGAUCUCGUCGAUGACAUCAAAGAUGAUACGUCUGGCGACUACGAAAAACUCCUCGUUCGUCUCCUCGGAUCUCAGUAA
Molecule: messenger RNA, 1257 nt
Organism: Echinococcus granulosus
Lineage: Eukaryota; Metazoa; Platyhelminthes; Cestoda; Cyclophyllidea; Taeniidae
Product: Annexin A8
Exons: 11
Coding region: 1-1257 (418 amino acids)
Cellular component (GO): cytoplasm
Molecular function (GO): calcium-dependent phospholipid binding; calcium ion binding
Source: RefSeq, a predicted model, not a curated record